GUUGGAAGUACGAGCAAUAUUUCGGAGGAGUGUGCGCCUUUUCCAAGCUAGAUUUUCUCAAGGUCAACGGUUUCUCCAACGAAUUUUGGGGCUGGGGAGGCGAGGACGAUGACAUGUACCGCAGGGUACGCAAUGCGAAGCUUAAGCUGAUUCGUUACCCAAUCACCAUGGCCCGCUACAGAUCUCUGAAUCACACACUCGCACAUCCCGAACGUGAUAGAGGCAAAGUUGUACUUGAUGGAAUAAAUCGGUAUCACAACGACGGACUCACUAGUCUAAAAUAUGUCGUGCGCAAGUAUGAACUGAAGCCACUCUAUACGUGGAUGCUGGUAGACGUAGGGCAAGGUAAAAAUAUGACGCUCAUCGCACAGAUAGAUGAGAGUCUCAGGAGACGCUGACACACUAAAGUGUAGGGUGAUGGUAAAGUAACCGACAACCCCCAUGGAUGAUUCCAACGUGGGAAAUUGGGCCGCCCUCAACGGCAGCACCGGGAUCCUGAAUAACCCCAAGCACACGGACAAAGUGAAAAACUAGUACUGGGCCAGCAUCAAGGAUAAGGCCCAAAAUCUGUCAUCUCCGCAAAAUAUUUAUUGAAGCCCUGUGGCUCCAGCAGUGUAUCUAUGCUAAGAUCAAUCAGCGCCCACACGUCGGGCACAUCCGACUGCGAUAGCGCAUGCGCACGACGAUACUACGAACAUAGCUGCAAAGCAUCUGGAUGUUGCCCUGUCACAGCUACAUCUUGUACUUGUCACAGCUACAUGUGGUACUUGUCACAGCUACAUAUGGUACUUGUCACAGCUAUAUGUGAUACUUGUCACAGCUACAUCUGAUACUUGUUACAGCUACAUGUGAUACUUGUCACAGCGACAUCUACAUCUGAUACUUGUCACAGCUACAUGUAAUACUUGUCACAGCUACAUGUGAUACUUGUCACAGCUACAUGUAAUACUUGUCACAGCUACAUCUGGUACUUGUCACGGCUACAUCUGAUACUUGUCACAGCUACAUGUGAUACUGCACACCUUGGUCGGCCGGUUGAUCUUACGGCUGCUUUAAAAACUGGUUGAUUCUUCCACAACAGUCGAAAUCUCACCGCAUAUUGUUUCCGAAUCAGGAAUCGGAUUUUACCUUAAUUCAAAUAAAGGUGUGUGUGUGCGUGGCGAGUAGACUGCGCAGUGUAAAAUGUACGGGUACUACUCAGGUGCAAUUCAUCUAUUUUUCUUCUAUUCUAUCUAUUUAUCCACAUUUAUAUUUUUAUGCGAUGUAUUUAUUAUAUAUAUAUGUAACCAUAAUCAGGAUGUUCUACCAAUUUGCAACCCGCGUUUUACUGUGGUGCAUAUAAUAGUGUAGGACAGUGAUGGCAGCUGAUACUACCUCUUCAUCGUGAAACACUGAUGACCCUUUUUAAAAACAAAAUGAAGAACGGAAGAAUAAAAAAUACAUCU
Priapulus caudatus is the source of this 1445-nucleotide messenger RNA. RefSeq names its product beta-1,4-N-acetylgalactosaminyltransferase bre-4-like. The annotation marks the transcript as partial. Gene Ontology annotation, molecular function: N-acetyl-beta-glucosaminyl-derivative 4-beta-N-acetylgalactosaminyltransferase activity. The record is from RefSeq and is a predicted model, not a curated record. Gene Ontology annotation, biological process: carbohydrate metabolic process; glycosphingolipid biosynthetic process. The transcript is spliced from 3 exons. NCBI's taxonomy places the organism in Eukaryota, Metazoa, Priapulida, Priapulimorpha, Priapulimorphida, Priapulidae.